Colletotrichum scovillei is the source of this 6007-nucleotide messenger RNA. RefSeq names its product hsp90-like protein. The transcript has a single exon. Lineage: Eukaryota; Fungi; Ascomycota; Sordariomycetes; Glomerellales; Glomerellaceae. Gene Ontology annotation, molecular function: phosphorelay sensor kinase activity. The coding region runs from base 1421 to 5500 and encodes 1359 amino acids. Gene Ontology annotation, biological process: phosphorylation; phosphorelay signal transduction system. The record is from RefSeq and is a predicted model, not a curated record.
CAUUACCUAGGUAGGUAGACUGACUCUACGGAUACGGAUAAUAAGUGCACAGUACCUAACUCCAUAGACUCGAAAGACUCGCGUGCCGGGGUCACGAUACCUUGGCAGGAAGGAGCCUUCGUCAUCGGAUUCCGUUCCGCGCCCCCCCCGUCCCUUGUCUUUCCGCCUUUCCACCGCCCAGCCCUGGGAUGCCGCUCUUCUAAACCUUACCUCCUUGCCAGCGUGACCUUGACUGCCCGGAUAGGCACUUUUCGUUUCCUCUCGCUUCCUCUCACGAGCCCACCUCCACCAUCUGGCAUCGCCAGCCUGCCAUUCUCGCGACAACAAAAAUUCACCUACUCUGUCCAGCUUCAGGUCAGCCCGAGGCCACUCCGUGGGGACAAAGGAGAGCCUGACCCGGUGUUGGCACCAAGAAUCCGAGUCUGCUAUUUUUCGAGAGACCGCCAUCUGCAUAGCAAGCCACAUUGCGACGUCCGUUGUUCAGCCCCCCUCCGACACUAAACCCCGGUCAACCAUUGGAAAGGGUCGUCACAUCAUCCACCAGUGAUCAUCCUCCUCUCACCAUCUGUUCUGACCUGCCAGCGUGCCCGUCUACCCAUCCCAUCUUCCCUCUUCUUCACCUUGGGACACCUUCUUCCCAAGGUAACUUCUACCGCGCAUCUUGGCCUGCACGUCGAAUCAAGGCUUCUUCCCUACGCUUGCGGAUCCCAAUUUUGGACCAAUUCACUGCCAGCGACCCGAAAAUCGGCCAAGGUCCGAUGCGAGAUACCCACCGCUGCAGAUUUACACAACCUCCCGGACAACGCAUUCACGGCAAACAUCCCGCGACCUCCAUCUAACAAGCUUGGUUGGAACUUGGGGGUCCUGCUGAAUCCCAUCAAGACGACUCUACCAGCAACCAACCAAUCUUCAACUUGGUGGCCCGCUCACCACGGACUGGGUGUGCCGCCGCGUGCGCUCAACUCCACCCGGCAAGCAGAAUCGCAACUUCCGAGCUCAACCACCCUCGUCUGCCUCAUCCACUUUGGGCCACUAUUGCACACAUUACAACCCCGGCUCGCUUCUGCCGCUUUUUCUCUGCUUUCCCACUUGCGCCUGCGCCUUUCUAGCAUCUCCUUCUCCUGCAUCGAAAACCCGCCCAUCAGCCUCACCUCACCUCGUCCAGGGCCACAUCGCGCGCGCGGACAUUUUGCCGAUCCAGGCUCUUUCUUCACCGGCGGGACCGACGGCAUCUUUCACCAACCAGCCGCAAAUCGAAGAGGAGGAACAGCGCCGAAAUAGAGUUGAGCAUCUGGUCUGCCUGCAAGACCUCUUCUCAUUCUACGCCAAGAUUGGUUGAGAAUGAGAGAGAAAACAGAUACUGACAACGAGACUUGCCGAUCCCUUGGCUGAGCGGACGACUCAUACCCUGCCCGCAGCCAUGCAUCCUCCCCCGCUCCUCGGUGUGGGCGUUGUUGAUCUGCUCGAGUCCGACCCCCGACCGAGCUUCGUUGUUGCGCUACCAACUUCAUUCAAGGACCCCGCGCUUGCCGAGGUUGUCUACAGCAAUCCGGCUCUGGUGAGCAAGCCUGCCCUUUUCGAGGUCCUAGGAUCAUUGUCAAGCCGCGACCAUACGAGAUUCUGGGACUGGAUCACUGCCCAAGACGCCAACCCUCCACAAUCUUUCUUGUAUAACAACCACUUUUGGACUCGGAACACCUUGCUUUCCAGAUGGGUUGUUGUGAGCUCCAACGACUUCCCAAUCUCCUCGGAGCCUCCGAGAAAGAUUCGCCUGGAUGGUUCGAGAGGCAGAGAAUCCAGCAGCGGUAUCUUGCACCCGCAUACCUCAACCGUGCCCUCAGUGCCUUCGGCAGAGUCGUCCGCAGAAGACUUGUCAUAUCCCCGGAUUGUUCGAGCAACCACCGAGCCGCCUAUAGUCCUACCGGAUUUUAUGCCAGACCAAGAGCCUUUCCUCGAUAUGGUUGAUAGCGUUGACUGGAGCGCGACUCCCCUGGGUGCCAUGGACCGGUGGCCAUCGCUGCUUCACCAGUCUUAUAGCCAGAUUUUAUGCAAUUCUCAGCCUACAGCAAUCUACUGGGGCAAAAAUCUCACAACAGUAUACAAUGAGGCUUAUGGAGAGAUGAUAGGAGCAAGACACCCCAACCUUAUGGGCCAUUCUGUGACUGAAGUUUUCCCUGAAAUCACGGAUCAGCUCAGAGAUAUGAUGGAGAAUCCCGGACAAAGUCGUCGCGCGAGCAACGAAGAGGCAUUCCGCUUUUUCCUCGAAAGACCCGACGGAUCACCCCUCGAGACGUACCUAAAAUGGUCAAUCGUACCGGUCAUGCAGAACGGCGAAUGUCUUGGCUUUAUCCACUUGAUAUCGGACACGACUCUAUACCACCUUUUCCGUCGGCGAAUUCAGAUGCUCGUCAACAUGGGCGAGGAGCUCGUCACAGCCAAGGAUGUUAAAUCCUACUGGAGCAAGCUGAUCGAAGAGCUCUCCGAAUGCGAUCCCGCCUACGAUAUACCACUGGCGAUGCUCUACUCGAUUGAGUGUGAUGGUUCAUCACAUGCCGGAAGCGAGUCGCGGCACGAUUGUAAUCACGUUUGUCGUCUCGAGGGCGCCCUAGGUGUCCCAGAAAACCAUCCCAUCAUGCCCGAGACCCUGCGACUGAAGGACACCGAUGCCGGUCUGGCGCCACAGUACCGAGCUGCUCUGCGCAGCCACGAGCCGCUGAUUAUCAGCAAAUCAGACGGCAGUCUGCCCAAAGAAUUACUGACUGGCCUGCAGUGGCGUGGAUUUGGCGAUCCCUGCGAAGCUGCUAUUGUCUUGCCCAUUCGACCCACAAAGGAGGAGGAAGUCAUGGGACUGCUUGUGUUGGGCCUCAACCCUCGGCGACCUUACGACGAUGCAUAUACCCUCUACAUCCAGUUGCUAGCCCAGAAGCUCACGACAUCCCUGGCUUGCACGGUCUUGUUAGAGGAGGAGCGACGCCGAGGAAGGAAUGCUGCCGAGCAGGCUGCAUACGACCAGGCCAUGCUGAAAGAAAAGCUCGCCUACCAGACCAAGGAAGCCACAGAGUACACACGGUUAUUCCAGACAGUUUCGGACUUCAUUCCCAAUGGAUUCUCCCUCGGGGACCAUCAAGGAAACAUAACAUUCGCGAACGGCCUGUGGUACCGCAUAACAGGACACCCUGAUGAAGGCGGUUCUUUCUCUUGUGUGUUGGAGGCAGACCGAGAAAAGAUUCGCGAGGCAUACAAGGAACUGCAGACCAAGGAUGAAGUCGAAUUUGAAUUCCGCGUCAAAGGAACGGAACACACCAAUCGCAUGCUGGCAAGGAGAUCGCCCUUCAAAGCCGACGUAUACAGUGAUCUUGACGAGGAUCUGGAACGUUUUGUAAUGGCUCAGGCAAAGGCUGAACGAGCAACUGACGGAACCAUCAUUCGAACUUUCACUUGCCUGACAGAUGUCACCGCACACAAAAGGACGGCCGACGAAGCCACCAGGAGGGCUCAACAGGCAGAGAAUCUCAAGAGGAUGGCUGAGCUUGCCACAGUUGGUAUGUUCGAUAUGGACACCGGAGGACGUCUGCUCGGAGCAAACAACGUAUUUUUCGAGUUGUCUGGGAUAGAGAAGGUGGACCUUUUGCAACACGAAGUACGGCCAUGGGAAGUCUCGGUCGUACAAGACGACAUCCAGACUCUGAGCGAGAGCGUUGCGCGACUUGUGGCGACGAAGAAGCCCCAGUCAGCUGAGAUACGCCUAAAGACCACAUGGACAGCUGAGGACGCCGGAGGGAACCAGAUCACAGCGCCCAGAUGGGUACACAUUACCCUGAUGCCAGUCUGUAAUUCAGAUGGCAUCGUUCAGUCGUUUACUGGCUGUGUCAGCGACGUCUCAUUGCAAAAAUGGCAACUGGAGUUGGAAACUCAACGCACCGAGGAGGCAAUCGACUCGAAACGGCAACAGGAUAACUUCAUCGACAUGACUUCCCACGAGAUGCGAAACCCGCUCAGCGCCAUAGUUCACUGUUCAGACGCCAUCAUUGCCUCUCUUGCGCGAUGCGAGGAGCUUGUCGACCGGCCUCCUACUCCCAAGGCAGCUAAAUCCGACGAAGAAGGCACCGACAAACACUUUGAUAUCAAACAGCUUCUUUCGGAUAGUAUCGAGAAUGCGGAGACGAUUGUUGCUUGCGCACAGCAUCAGAAGCGGAUUGUGGACGAUAUCUUGACAAUGUCCAAGUUGGACUCUAAGCUUCUAGCCGUCACUCCCUGCACAGUCAAUCCCGUUCAGAUUGGCGAGGAGGCUAUCAAGAUGUUCGACGUAGAGGCUCGUCGUGUUGAUAUUGACCUCAAGAUGACUGUGGAUAAAUCGUAUCGGGAGCUGGGUCACGUUUAUCUAGAUCUCGAUCCCUCCCGCGUCAAACAAGUCCUCAUCAACUUGCUUACAAACGCUCUCAAGUUCACAAAGUCCGGAUCAAUCAGGAAUGUAUCUGUGUGCAUGAAGGCAUCGCGACAACGGCCAACGGACGAGACGGGACCGGUCACCUUCAUUCCCCGAUCCUGCAAAGAAGAGUCAGAGUAUGAGCAGCCUGCUCUCGACAAUCGUAGAGACCCAGUCUACAUCAUGUUCGAAGUCAAGGACACCGGUCAGGGUCUCUCGGAAGACGAAAAGUCAAAUCUCUUCAACAGGUUCGUGCAAGCGAGUUCGCGGACUCAUGUCAAAUACGGUGGAAGCGGAUUGGGGCUAUUCAUCUCGCGACGCUUGACAGAGCUGCAAAAGGGUGCCAUCGGUGUGUCCAGCUUGCCAGGGGUGGGGUCCACGUUUGCAUUCUUCAUCGAGGCAUACGUGCCAACAGAGUCGUCGCGGAGGGAAGCCGAAUCUGCGGCCGCGGCUGUGAGAAUGACGACUUUGGCUACUGCUGCAUCAAGCACGCCAUCCACGAUGCCGCGGAUUAGAGCCCCCGCAAACGAACAGAAGGCACCUGGCUCGCGACCGAAGCCUAAGAAUUACGACCCCCGGCUGGAUGGGAUUCUUGUCGUGGAGGACAACCUGAUCAAUCAGCAAAUAACCCGUCGCGGCUUGCAGGAUAGGGGGUUCACUGUCGACGUGGCCAACCACGGAAUCGAGGCUCUAGAACGACUCAUGCAGUCCAUGUCCCUGCAGAAGCAAGACGACCCGGAGUACUUUACUCAUAGCAACUCGAGUCCUCAGGGGCCCGCCGUAUCGAUCAACCUUAUCCUCAUGGACAUAGAGAUGCCAGUGCAGGACGGGUUGACAUGCACGCGGCGAAUCCGAGAACUAGAGAAGGAAGGAAGAGUGUUUUGUGCAAGCGGUGGAAGAAUCCCCAUCAUCGCCGUCAGCGCCAAUGCACGGCCGGAGCAGAUGCAAGACGCCAAAAGCGCAGGGUGUGACGAUGUGCUCGUCAAGCCUUAUCGGAUGCCGGAGCUAAUCGAGAAGAUGCAAGUGGUGGUACGGCGGAUGGGGGGCCUUUCACCUGGGUCGCCUAUACGAUAAUGAAAGCCAGUGCUGCCUAUUGAGGAGGCGGAGCAGGGAGCGGCGAACAAGCAUUAUCGGUCACAUGGAUAACCAAGGGCUGGUGAUCCUGAAGAGACGGGUACGGCGUUUAGGUAAAGGGGAGCCACAGCAGGACUGGGCUCGGGAAUGAGGACUGCUUCCGGGGUUUAGUCUGGUCACACUUGGCUGUGUGUCAUGUGGUGGAUGGACGAAUAGAGAUACCAAAAAUGGCCUUGGAUGCUGGCCGACAGGAAGACUCCAGACGUUGGAUGUCACACGGGCGAGAAAUGGACUUGGCAUCGGAUGGCGUUGAUCGGCGGAGGGCCUAGCCAUGUCGAUGGAUCCGGGAAGAAAGACUGGCUUAAUUCAGAGAGGAGACAGAAAGGAAACCAUUUCGUGGAGUUAGGUUCCUUGGCGUCUGUUGCCGGGGUACAUCUAAGGAUUAUUCACCAACGUAGACGAGCCAGACGGAGAGAAGAAAUAAUACCUUGGGUGUGAAUAUUCCAG